This is a messenger RNA of Camelina sativa (false flax), 2330 nucleotides long. Lineage: Eukaryota; Viridiplantae; Streptophyta; Magnoliopsida; Brassicales; Brassicaceae. The record is from RefSeq and is a predicted model, not a curated record.
CGUCCUCCUGCUUUUGCUUUUGUUGGGACAUUUUUUCGUCGUCUCUCGAACGCGUCACUUGUUUUUUUUUGGGGUUUGUUGUUCGUUUAACAGUAUUCGUGAUCUUCCGAGGUUAACGAGGGAAUAAUGUCCGAUUCUGGUAAUUUACAGCUUCCACCAUCAUCGACAGGGGCAAGAGUUGUGGAUGGGCUUACACCUGCAGCUACUGAUGUUGGCUGGUACAUUCUUGGUGGAAACCAGGAGAGCCUGGGUCCAUAUACCUUCCCUGAGCUAUGUGACCAUUUCAGGAACGGUUACCUAUUAGCAACUACCCUCGUCUGGGCUGACGGACGAAGUGAAUGGCAGCCACUUUCUGCCAUCCCCGAGUUAAUGUCAAGGAUUUCUGGAGCUGAGGUUGGCUAUGCAGCUCUAGGUGCAUCUGGGUUGAUAAAUGGAUCUAAUGCUGGAACCAAGCAAAAGAAGCAAGACAAUUCUGCCUUUGCUAGUACCGAGGAUGAAUUUGAGAAAUGGCAGAGAGAGAUUAAAGAAGCAGAAGCGGAGGCUGAAAGGUUGAAAAAUGGUUCUGUCUCUGGUACUGAGCUUGUUGAAGAUGAUCAUGAAAGCGCUUCUUCACCACCAGAGGGCGAAGAUGAGUUCACAGAUGAUGAUGGAACGAGAUAUAAAUGGGACAAAGCUCGUAGAGUAUGGGUUCCUCAGGAUGAUCCACCUCUUGGUAGCGUUGACCCAUACGGACUCGAAGAGAUGACAUUUGCUAAGGAAGACGAAGUAUUUCCAACAAUAAACAUUCUUGAUACUAAGAAGGAUGACUCUGAGGAUGACGUGGCGGCUGGUAAGACAGAAGAAGAUGGCUCUGACGAAACAGCUGAAAUAAACAGUAACGGAAAGAGAAAGCUACCAGAGCCAGAAACUGAAAAGAAGGAACCAAACAAGCCUCCAGACUCGUGGUUUGAAUUAAAAGUGAACCCACAUAUUUAUGUUACUGGGUUGCCCGAUGAUGUCACCCUCGAGGAAGUAGCUGAAGUUUUUUCUAAAUGCGGCAUUAUUAAGGAGGAUGACACUGGUAAGCCUCGGAUAAAGCUUUACAGUGACAAGGGGACAGGAAAAUUAAAAGGCGAUGCUCUUAUCACCUACAUGAAGGAGCCAUCAGUGGAUCUUGCAAUUAAAAUCUUAGAUGGGGCUCCGUUACGUCCUGCUGACAAGCUCCUCAUGUCAGUUUCUCGAGCCAAGUUUGAGCAGAAAGGGGAGAGAUUUAUAACUAAGCAAACCGACAACAAGAAGAAAAAGAAGCUUAAAAAGGUGGAGCAAAAGUUGCUUGGAUGGGGUAAGUUUUCGCUUUUGUGUACUAGAAACUUAACUUAAUCUCUAGAAGAAGACACAUAAUAGAGAAAGAUGCUAGAGAUUCAUUUCCGUACGACCAUUGGAAAGUUUAUCAUUUCUUUUGGUAGGGAAAGAUGUAUAUAUGUUCUCUAUACUUUACCAGAUUCGUUGUGAAAUUUUCUAAACUUAACCAGUACAAGACUCUAGAAACCUUUAACCUAAUCAAUUUUGCAAGGAAACCUUUCAAUGACUAUCAAAAUAAAAGUUUAGAAACCGGAUAUAGCCAUAUAGGAGUUACAGAGAAAUCAUUCUUUUCUUCAUCUUUCUGAUAACUUGUGAUAUCUGAACGUAGGUGGCACAGAUGAUGCUAAGGUCUCAAUACCAGGAACGGUUGUUCUGCGCUUCAUGUUCAGUCCAGCUGAGUUGAGGGCUGAUGAGGGUCUGGUUGGUGAGUUGGAGGAAGACGUGAAAGAGGAGAGUUUGAAGCAUGGACCGUUUGACUCAGUGAAGGUCUGUGAGCAUCAUCCACAGGGUGUUGUUCUAAUAGAUUCAAGGAUCGGGUAGAUGCACAGAAAUGUAUAGAAGCAAUGCAGGGUCGAUGGUAUGCAAAGAGACAGAUACAUGCGAGCCUCGAUGAUGGAUCAGUGAACCACGCUACAGUUAGGGAUUUUGAUUUGGAAGCCGAGCGGUUAGAUCAGUUUGCAGCUGAUCUCGAAGCUGAGUAAAAACAAAAAAGCACAAUGAUCUGAAAAAGCCUGGAAGAUUUAGAUGAUUAGUAAAUCAGUAGGCACAGGACGCAUCCGAAUCAGACAAAGGCAAAAAAACCAGACAAUCGUUUUUAAUCUACUAGUAGUAAUAUUUUACCUGUAGUAGUAGAAUCAACGAAUUAGACUGCACUUGCUCUCGUUGACUAAAAUCUUUACUACUUGGGAUUCAAAAUACGAUAGAAAAUUUCGUAAUAUGCAAUACGAUAGAACAUUUUAAAAAUCAGGAUUUAAAAUCAUGGUUUUUUU